GUCAGAUGUGGACCAUUGCAGCUCAGAUCUAGUUGGCCGAAAACAGCUUUCGGUCAUUUGUUUUGAUUGUGUGAUGUGAGGGAGCUAUCUGUGAUCUGUGUCAUGAACUAAAUCGGAAAAGAGUGCUAUUAUAUAUCAUUCAACAUCCAAGAGCUAAGGAUUAGGUUUAUUUGUCUGAUUAGUUUGGUAAUAUAUGUGAGUAGCUACGUAAGCGGGCGUAAACAAACAAUAUAUCUGCAAGUAUAAUAUAUUAAGGUAAAAUAGCAAGCAAUAUGACUUCUGAAGUGGACCACGGGAAGGAGACCGCAAUGCGUGUGGCUGUUAGAAUCCGGCCUCAAAACUCCAGAGAGCUGAUCGACAUGUGCCGUCUUUGCACCACCGUAGCUGUUGGCGAACCACAGAUUUUCUUAGGCUCCGACAGGGCCUUCACCUUCGACCAUGUGUUUGAUGUUAAUUCCACUCAAUGUGAUAUAUAUUCCAAGUGCGUGGAUCCGCUUGUGAAGAGUGCCUUGAACGGCUAUAAUGCCACAGUAUUAGCCUACGGCCAGACAGGAUCGGGAAAAACUUACACGAUGGGCACCGCCUUCAAUCAUGAGACUGAAAUUUCCGAGUCCAGUAACCUGGGGAUUAUUCCCCGGGCGGUGCGACAAAUUUUUAGCGGAAUCGAAGAGAUAGAAGCCGCGUCGGGCCAAAGCUCCCAAUUCAGUCUCGCUGUUCGGUACAUCGAGCUCUACCAUGAAGAUGUACUGGACUUGUUGAAUCCCUUCAAGAAAGGAGUCACUUUUAAAAUACAAGAGGACGGAAACGGACAAAUAACGUUAACUGGAGCGUCGAUUAAACCCAUUUUUAAGCCUCAAGAAGCUUUAAGAUACCUUCAGCAGGGAGCUCUAGCGCGAACAACUGGCGCGACUAAAAUGAAUGACCAGUCUUCUAGGUCGCAUGCUAUGUUCACAAUUUUCAUUCGCAGACAGCGGUUGCUGUCUUCCUCAAAUGAUGCUUCCGAUAACGAUUACGAAACUCUUACCUCAAAGUUCCAUUUCGUUGACUUGGCUGGCUCGGAGCGUCUAAAGAAAACGAAGGCUGAGGGUGAGAGGGCUCGCGAAGGUAUUUCCAUUAAUUGCGGCCUCCUGGGUCUUGGAAAUGUUAUCUCAGCUCUUGGAGACAAGUCCAAGAAAGCCACACAUGUACCUUACCGAGAUGGGAAACUGACGCGUCUGCUCCAAGACUCUCUGGGCGGCAACAGCCAAACUACGAUAAUAGCCUGUGUAGCGCCAACUGAUCGAGAUUUUAUGGAAACUUUAAAUACGCUGACGUACGCUAACCGAGCUAAAAACAUUAAAAACAAAGUUAAAAUAAACCAAGAUCAGAGUUCCCGAACCAUUUCCCAACUGCGUCGAGAGAUCGCAACACUGCAAAUGGAGUUGUUGGAAUAUAAACAGGGUAAACUGCUAGUGGACUCUGAAGGAAACACCACUUUGUCUGACACAUUUAAUGAGAAUACCUUGCUGCUUUCCGAUAAUAAAAGACUUCAACAGCGCCUGAAAGCGAUGCAGGAAACUGUUAACGCUUUGACUGAAAGAAAUGCCAAGCUGCAGUUGGAGGUGGCUUCAGUGCAAUGGAAAUCUGGCGACAAUUCCGAUUGUGAAAUAACUGAAAUGGUCGGCAACUAUAUAUCGGAAAUUGCAAAGCUCGAAGCCAAGUUAAUAGAAUCCGAAGAAAUGAAAAGGCAAAUAGAAAAAGUUCCACCAAGAUUCCAAGCUGUCAAAUUUCCAGUAUUCGAUGAAAACGUUUUAAUCGAAGCCAAAAGGGAUUUGGAGAAGGAUAGAGAGUACCUGAUGAGCCGAUCCUUGCCGGGAGUUGAAAAUCAAAACUUUGGACCAGGUUGUGAAGGAGUAUCGGAAGGCACAAGCUUAGACGGAAUCAAUCACGAAAUUGAAUGCAAAACAAGGUUAGUGGAAGAACUUGAAAGGACGCAUGCGACUCUGGCACAUAUGCGCUCCAGCUAUGAGGAUAAACUGUCCCAACUGCACUAUAAGAUCCUCAACACCGAAAAGGAACGAGAUGAAGUUUUGCAAAAUAUGAACACUACUGCAAGUACAAAAGAUGAACUGAAGAAGGUCAAAAUGGGUUAUGAGAAGCAGAUUUCCGAUAUGCAAAAAAAAUUGAAAACCUUACAAGGUGGUCAGCGGGAACACCAACGCCAGCAGCGAGAAAUCAAGGCGCAUGAAAUGAAAAUAAACCAUUUGCGCAACGAACUGGGCGUGCUAAAGACUGCCAAGGUGCAAUUAAUGAAAAAGAUUACGGAGCAGCACAACCGACACAAGGAAGAGGAGAGCCGGAAAUCGAAAGAAAUAGCACAGUUACUGAAGGAGCAGCGACGCCAGAAGAAUGCUGUCCAGUCUCUGGAGGCCCAAGUUAGCGCAAAAGACAACAUAUUGAAGCGAAAAACCGAAGAAGUUAUUGCCCUUCGCAAGAGUCAGCGGGCAAAAUCUGAACAAAGGCGAAGACCGCCGACAUAUUCACAAAAUACCAAUUUCACCUCACGAUCCAUUCGCCAAAGUUGGGAACACCUCUAUCACUAUAUAUUGGCUGCCGCCAGAAACAAACAGAUGAUAACGCAACUGGAGAAGGAACUGGAUCGGCUAAUAACAGAGCGCGAAACUCUAUCCCAUGAACUAAAUAAUUUAGACAAUGAGCUUUCUUCAAAAUCCGACGAGCUGAAUGAAAGCGAGAAUUUGAAAACCAAUAUACAAUAUAUUCAAGAGAAUAUAGAUCACGUUCAGAAAGCAAUAAUGGAUUUUGAAGAUUCAAAGGACACUGUAAAGGGCGAUCUAAGCAAGAUCCAAUCAAUUUUGGAUUCAUUUGACUCGCUCGCCGAUGCCAAGUUCAUUCUUCAGAAGUUCUCCGACAGUUCCAUUCUAUUGUCGUGCAACUUGGCCAUUGCCGAGUCCCAGUUGCAGGAUCAUCAGUCUCUAUUAGAGGAAGCCCAGCAAGAAAGUACGGUCCAACAGCAAAUACUGCAACAUUUGCUCUCACAAAAUAGUAAUGUGCAAAUAUCGGACAUGUUCGAGUCCUUUAAAGUUGUGAACACUGCUAAUAGCGAGGAUCAUGCGGAGGAUAGUAGGAGCAAGAAUAGUUCUCAAAAGUCUUUAGUAAGUAACGCCACAUAUGACGUACCGAAAGAGGAUCGACUGUUGGACUGUGUGGAAUUGCGUGGGAGAAGCAGUCGAAGCCCUUCGCCGCUUGGAAAUUUUGAAUCGUCGGAUAAAAGCCCUAAAGUUCGUAGGCGUACAGCUAAAUGUGAGGAUCUACUUUUUGGCGAUAAUGAUGCUCCAGAUGAGACUAAGCAAUGACGUGAUCAUUCAAAUAAUUCAAUGACGAUACACAAUAAGACAAGAGACAAUAAGAUGAUAUCAUGUGCCUUAUACGUAUUUAGAAAAUAAUGGUGCUUCAAAAACAAGAAACAAACAGACGCUUAUUAAAAUUUAACAUAACAUUAAGGACCCAAUUCUCAGCAAGACCGAGCUUCUAUUCUAUAUACCUAUUUUCCAGCCAUAACGAAUAAACUAGAAAUACAUAUUAGAUUUAAUAUGCAUAUGACUGCAAAUGAAUGAAUAAAUCGGUAGACAGAAAAUGCUAGGAGCCAAAAUAAUAAUUUUUAUUAUUAUUUAGUAAAUUAUAGUGAAUAAAAAAAACUUCAGUCGGGUAUGGAUUCUACGAAUAAUGAAAUAAUAAUUAAUUCAACUAAUUUAUAUUAUUAGAUAAUUAUUAAAACCAAAUUUUAAGGACUGCAUUUUUAAAGAGGUUUCCUGGAAGUCAGAGUGUCAAGCAUUUCCAAAUUUUUAUUUUUGCAACUGUAAUAAAUAUUUAUGUUAAUAAAAGAGCUUUUCCUUUAAAUAUAAAAAUAUUCAUUUUAAAA
Drosophila ananassae is the source of this 3919-nucleotide messenger RNA. It is a transcript of the gene Klp31E, whose product is annotated as kinesin-like protein KIF21B. The coding region runs from base 273 to 3353 and encodes 1026 amino acids. Gene Ontology annotation, molecular function: microtubule motor activity; microtubule binding; ATP binding. Gene Ontology annotation, biological process: mitotic spindle organization; microtubule-based movement. The record is from RefSeq and is a predicted model, not a curated record. NCBI's taxonomy places the organism in Eukaryota, Metazoa, Arthropoda, Insecta, Diptera, Drosophilidae. The transcript is spliced from 14 exons.